UUAUAUCUGAAACAGCGAAACUGUCUGCGAAGAUGCAAACUCAUUCAUUCAUACUUUGAAAAUUCUCUGAAGAUUUGAUUCAUCUCUUUACGUUUGAUAAACAGGAUUGCUGAGAAAAGCAAUCGAGCGAGUCACUGAUUGGUUACAAUCCUCACCGAUAUAAAUUUUAAGCAAAAAAUGGGAAACGGUCUAGGCAAAGCAUCAACGGACAUCGGAGGUUUUAUCGGGAAUAUUUUCACAGCACCGUUCAAAGCCACACUUGGAAGAUCCUGUUUAGACGUAUGUUCGGGACCAUGGGAUCUUGCAUGUUUCAUAGAACAUUUCUGUCUUCCUGAUAUCGCGAAACUGGUGCUUAUAUCAAGCCUCUGUUUCAUAAUUUUGAUGUUCAUCACCCUCUUGUUCAAGCUUGGAAUCUGCCAGUGUGUUGUUAAAAGCAUCUGCAAAAUGUCAUGUGCCGCUUGUACAGCGUACUGGUUCGCUAUAGGAGAGAUGGUUAGUUGCUUGUGGCACAGUUUGACUAACGUAAAACGGGUCCGCCGUCGCAGAAAACGUCUCAGUGAUAUAGAAGCUGCGACCAAUGAUUAUUCGAGUAAUGACGAAGCAAGUUCAUCAGACAGUCCCAGUCGAAGAAACAACAUAAGACCAAAGCGGAGAAGAAAACACAAGCAUCACCAUCAUGGCAGCAAUCUCAACAACCGCCGCCUCAUAAGAUUACCGAGUAGACAAAUGUCUGUACGAGUUGGAGGCAAGUCAAGAAGAGUACGAAGUGCUAGAUCGAGAAAAUCGAGGAGAGUUAAGAUCGUCAAAAGUCAAAAGAUUUAGUUGAUUAAAAUGUCUCUAUAAUGCAUUAAACAGUGUCUCUAAACUCAAAAACAGAAUUAUUCCAUUUAUUCAGAUGAAAUUAAACACAAAACCAUUAAUCCAUGUGAAUAAUUUUAUAACCAA
This is a messenger RNA of Capsella rubella, 945 nucleotides long. RefSeq lists its product as uncharacterized. The transcript has 3 exons. Bases 178 to 822 code for a protein of 214 amino acids. Lineage: Eukaryota; Viridiplantae; Streptophyta; Magnoliopsida; Brassicales; Brassicaceae. The record is from RefSeq and is a predicted model, not a curated record.